This is a messenger RNA of Gilbertella persicaria, 2643 nucleotides long. Its product is annotated as chloride channel. The coding region runs from base 1 to 2643 and encodes 880 amino acids. Gene Ontology annotation, cellular component: early endosome; membrane; Golgi apparatus. Gene Ontology annotation, molecular function: voltage-gated chloride channel activity. The record is from RefSeq and is a predicted model, not a curated record. Gene Ontology annotation, biological process: chloride transport; transmembrane transport. Lineage: Eukaryota; Fungi; Mucoromycota; Mucoromycetes; Mucorales; Choanephoraceae. The transcript has 13 exons.
AUGAAUCCAUCCCAAGAAGCAUUGAAUGAAAGAUCUUCCCUGUUAGAUAGGCGUAGGUCUUCUUCACAACAAAAGUACAAUACAACUCCAUUGUCUAUACCACUACCAUCAUCUCCUUACCGAGAACAAGACCCUCUAGUUUAUCCUCCUACUUCGCAUUCUCAACAGUCAUUCAACAACCGAUUUAAAUGGUUUAAUAAGCGCACAGGAUCAUAUGAUGAAGACAGACAAGGACUAGUCAAAGAAAACACAGGUGUCCGUGUUUGGAGUGAAUCUUAUUCCAGUAUAGAUUGGAUUCAUGACAGAAUCAAAGAAGGUGUGCGGAAACGAAAGUUUCGAGAUAUACCCGGGCCAAGAGGUCAACUGUUAAAAGCGAGUGAUGCAUCACAAGCCUGGAUUUUAGUUAUUCUUAUAGGUUCUGUUGUUGCUGCUAUUGCGUGGUUUAUUGAUGUUGUUCAAGAAUGGAUGUCUGACCUCAAACAAGGCUAUUGUACAACCAAUUGGAGGUUGAACAGCAAUUUCUGUUGCUGGGAAAACAAAGAAGAGGCAUGCGAUGCAUGGCGAACAUGGCCAGAAGUAUUUGGCGUAAAAGGAGAAAGUGCUACUUAUUAUACUGCCAUGUUGAUGUAUACUGCAUUUGGGCUAUUGUUCUCACUCAUUGCUGCUACGAUGGUGAAAUAUACUGCCGAGAAAGUUAAGGUUCGCUCUCCGUCUAAACCAGCUCCAUUUUCGAAAUCACCUUCUAUGGUCUCCAUUCCUGCUUCUAUCGAUAGUACAACCAACAAAGUAGAAGGAUUAGAAAUACCUGAAUAUGAAACAAAGAAUGUCUACUAUAGUGCAGGUUCCGGUAUUCCUGAGGUCAAGGUGAUUUUAGGCGGUUUUGUUAUCAAGGGGUUUCUCGGUAUCAAGACAUUGAUCGUCAAAAGUAUCGGCAUGAUCUUUUCUACAUCAGCUGGUCUCACUGCAGGCAAAGAAGGUCCUUUUGUGCACUUGGCAUGUUCAGCAGGCAACAUUGCAUGUCGAUUAUUUCCUAAAUUUAAUAAGAAUGAAAGCAAGAAAAGAGAGAUUUUGUCUGCAGCAGCUGCAUCCGGUGUAGCAGUUGCAUUUGGUGCUCCUAUUGGUGGUGUUCUUUUUAGUCUUGAAGAAGUAAGCUAUUAUUUCCCCAUGAAGACAAUGAUAAGAAGUUAUUGUUGUGCUAUGGUAGCUGCUAUUGUCCUAAAAAUCACAGAUCCAUUUGGUACUGGAAAAAUCGUCUUAUUCCAAGUUUCAUAUGACAAAGAUUAUCAUUUAUUUGAAUUAGUGCCUUUGAUUAUUUGUGGUGCAUUUGCUGGCUUUUUUGGUGCAUUCGUGACUUAUUUCAAUAUCAAAUAUCAACAUAUGAGAAAGUCCACUUUUAUCUCUAAAUAUCCCAUAACAGAAGUAUUAUGUAUCAUGCUCUUUACAGCUCUUGUUAGUUUCUGGAAUCCCUUCUCAAGAAUGGGCUUGAGUGAAUUUGCUGCUCAAUUAUUUUCAGAGUGUUCACCUACAAACGACAAUGGCGGUCUUUGUGCUCGUACUGUACAAGAAAUCCCUCAAUUGCUUUAUUUACUUAUAACUACACUGAUUAUCAAGAUGGGCUUGACCAUGAUCACCUUUGGCUGUACUGUGCCUGGCGGUAUUUUCUUGCCUAGCCUGAUCAUUGGUGCUGUCACAGGAAGAAUCAUUGGCCUUAUUAUGCAAUAUAUGACACUAACAUACCCAGAUGCAUGGCCAUUUACAGCAUGUGCUCAUGACUUUGCCACACGUGGAGAAUGUGUCAUUCCUGGGGUAUACGCCAUUGUUGGAGCAGCUGCGGGUUUGGCUGGUGUAACAAGAACUACAAUUUCUUUAGUGGUCAUUAUGUUUGAAUUGACGUAUUCCCUUACUUACGCCUUGCCUAUUAUGGUCGCUGUCAUGGUUGCUAAAUGGAUUGCAGAUGCUAUGUUUGUGGAAGGCAUUUAUGAUUUAUUGAUUGACUUGAAGCAAUAUCCUUACUUGGAAGCUCGUCGAGAAUACAUUCAUACGAUGACCAUCAUGAAUAUCACUGAAUAUCUCGCUACGAUUGAUGUGGAUGAGCCUAUCACAAUUGGAAGACUGAAGCACAAACUUGCCAUUGUAAGAUCCAUGGGCUAUGCUGAAGAUGGUGGUUUCCCUAUCCUAAGUGAUGGUGAUGUUCUAGAAGGGUAUAUUGCCACAAGCGAAGUCAUUCAUGGUCUCGAACAACUUGAAGCCAUCUUAUCUGCUACCAUGUCUGAAAACGAAAUCAACCAAGUUCCUUGUUAUUUUAAUCGACUCAGGACUCAUCAUGAUUCAAGCAUGUAUCUCUCUGUUAAUCAUGACUUGAAAACACCUUUAAGAAGUCUACUGGAAGUGAACCAUGCAGACGACAAUGAGUUUAUUGAAACAGGCAAAUUGAGUCAACCAUCCAAUGAUUUUUCACAGUAUAUUGAUCAUGCUCCUCUUACUAUCAAUCAAAACGCUUCUAUGACUUUAUUGAUGGAUAUGUUUACUAAACUUGGGGCAAGAUAUGUCUGUGUCACACAUUCAAAUGGCAGAUAUUUGGGUAUUAUUCAUAAGCGUAGACUUUUAGCCUACCUUAAAGAAUUGGAUGAAGAAGAUGAUUAA